AUGCCUUCAAAGCGAGGACUGUCCAGAGAGGAAAUCGAUGCUCUUUUGGACCUCUCAUCUGAUUCUGAUGACGAUUCCGACACAGAUGAUUGGGAGCAACUACUCACCGACCUUGACACUUCCAGCAGCUCAGAAGAAGAGAGUGAUGACCGUGAGCCUGUGCGUGCUAAUGGCGCUUCAACAAGCUCUGCUGCAAGGACCCUCUCGAAGACAUCUGCCGCGAGAACGGAUAGCACAGUGUGGAUUGCCGACAAAGACAACGACUAUGCAGCAAAGCCUCCCGAUUUUCUUGGUGAGCAUAGGGUCAACGUGCACGGUACACUUCCGAUUGACUACUUCCUCGCCGAAUUUCCGGACUCAUUGCUGGAGCACAUUGUUUUUCAAACAAAUUUGUAUGCAGUGCAAAAAGGCAAAGAUAACCUACGGUUCACUUUACCAGAGCUAAAAGUCUUUCUUGGCAUGUGCUUGGUAAUGACUUACAUCAAAUACCCAAGAAUCAGGAAUUACUGGUCCACAGAAUCGGGCCUUAGGAUGGACAUUGUCGCCGGUUCAAUGCCUGUAAACCGUUUUGAGGAGAUUCGAAGAUUCCUUCACUUCAACGAUAGGACCGACACUCUAAGCUACCAGAAUGACCGCUUGGCUGGGAUGAGGCCAGUCAUUGAUGCACUCAACGAAGCAUUUUGUUCGGCAGUUGAUUCUGAGGAAUACCAAUCCGUGGAUGAGAUGGUGAUACCAUUCAAGGGGCGCUCCUCCAUAAAGCAAUACCUCCCAAGUAAGCCAAAGCGCUGGGGCUUCAAGGUCUUCAAAGUGACCGGGAUUUCCAACGAUUUGGACGGAACUGAAGACGACGACUUGUGGGGUGAUGAGCCAGAAGAAUGCAGCACCAGCUCGGAGUCUGAGGACUCCGCGAGUGAUGAUGACUGA
Molecule: messenger RNA, 924 nt
Organism: Dermacentor andersoni
Lineage: Eukaryota; Metazoa; Arthropoda; Arachnida; Ixodida; Ixodidae
Source: RefSeq, a predicted model, not a curated record